AUGGCAGCUCAGGCUGGCGGAAACGGCGGAGACGGUGGAGCGGGAGGCUUAGGGGGAGGCGGAGGCGGAGGCGGAGAUGGAAGCGGAGGCGGAAGCUUAGGCGGUCGUCCCGUGGGGGAUGAUUAUGUUCUGGAGAAGCAGAUAGGUUCGGGGUCGUUUUCCGUGGUGUGGAGGGGUAGGAGGCGGUCGACGGGCGACGCGGUGGCGAUUAAGGAAAUUCCGACGGAGAAAUUAAGUGCCAAGCUGCACGAGAGUCUCGAGUCGGAGAUUGCGAUUCUGAAACGCGCAAGGCAUCCCAAUAUCGUUCAUCUAUUGGACAUAGUUAAGACCUCGUCGCGUAUGUUCCUUGUCCUGGAGUACUGCGCGGGUGGUGACCUCUCGCACCACAUCAGGCGGGGCGGGGCGGUGAAAGAGGCGGCAGCCCGGCACUUCAUGCGGCAGCUGGGAGCGGGACUGCAGGUGCUGCGAGCCAACAACCUUAUUCACCGGGAUUUGAAGCCCCAGAACCUCCUGCUAUCUGAGCGCACCUCUGCUGCAGUGCUCAAGAUUGCAGACUUCGGAUUCGCCAGGUCGCUGCAGCCACAGGGCCUGGCGGAGACGCUGUGUGGAUCUCCCCUGUACAUGGCGCCAGAGAUCCUGCAGUGCCAGCGAUACGACGCCAAGGCGGACUUGUGGAGUGUGGGCGCCAUUCUCUUUGAGCUUGUUGUGGGGCGACCACCUUUUGGCGGUCAGAAUCACGUGCAUCUGCUGCAAAACAUCAAGAGAAGCGAGGCACGUGUACCGCGCGACAUUGCUGCAACUCUUUCGGACGACUGUCUCGGGCUCAUCCGCUCUCUGCUCAAGCGGAACCCCGUGGAGCGGCUGUCAUUUGAACAGUUCUUCAAUCAUCCUUUCCUUGGCUUAGCAAGCAAUCCUCUCUCCCCUCCUCCGCCUUUUCCCCUCUCCCCUCCUCCGCCUUUUCCUCUCUCCCCAUCCUUCUCGUCCCCCUUUUCCCCUCAGUCUAUCUGGCAACCACCAGCCUCCUUCACCAACCCAGCUGCUCAGACCGAACCACCGCCACUCCGUACCGAACCUCCGCCACUUCGUACCGAGCCUCCACCGUUCCCUGCCGAACCUCCAUCAUCCUCCCCCGAACCUCCGGCUCCACCACAGAGUUCCAGGCCUCCCGCAGCUGUUUCUGCCCCUACAACCCCUGCCACCACCCCUUCGGCUCCUGCUGCUUCUCCUGGUGCAGGGGGGGUUGCGCCUGCUCCUCCAACCUCCCCCUCCUUUACUCCCCUACCUCAUACCCCCCUGCCUCCCCCCUCCCUUACUACCCCUGCCCCUGUUCCCCCGUUUCCCCCUCCCCUUAACCCCCCUGCCCUGCCUGCCCCCUGCGCUACCCCUCUGUCCGCCCCGCCUUCGCCCCCAUAUCGCUCCGCUUCCCCACACCUUCCCCCUGGGCCCUCCCAGCAUGCCAAGUUCCAGCAACAACAGGGACAGCAGCAGCAGCGUCAGAAUCACUCAGCCCUUGUGUCGAAACCAGAGAGGGGAGUAGAGGCAGCAGCAGCAGCAGGAGCAGGAGCAGGAGCAGGAGCAGGAGCAGGAGCAGGAGCAGCAGCAGAGGCUGUACUACCCCCAGCAGCAGAGACAACUGUGCAAGCCACACUGGCCGGACCAUCGCUGGCAGCAACGGUACCGCUCUCAGUGGCAGUGGCGCCGUCCCCAGCACCACCGUUGGUGCCUGCACCGCUGCUCCCUGCAGGGGAUGAAAGAGCACCAUCCCACGCUCGUUCCGGCUUGGCUCUGGCUGUUAGCCUCGGCACGCCCCGCACAGGUUCUCUGGCCAGACCUGCUCCUGGUAGCCUCGGCAGCGAUGUGGGUGCAGGUGUGGGUGUGAGUGUGAGUGCUGCAUCAUCAUUGAGUGCAGCAGGUUUGCCUGCUGGAGGGGAGCCGGACAGAGGCGGACUGAUGCAGAAUGAACAGCAGAAAGGACAGACACAGCAGCAGAUGCAGAUUCAACAGCAGGAGCAGCAGGUGUUUCAGCAGCAUCCUCAGGAGCGGAUUGCCUUCCUCAGACAAAGCGGGCGUUACAUUGCAGAAAUUGCUGCUAGCAAGCUGGAAGCAGCAGCACCGCUCGCCUCGCUCUCCGUCCACCUCGUUGCACUCGCGGUGGGGUGGGGAAAGAGGCUCUCACGCUCUCCCAUGCCUGUGCCUCUCCUCCCACCUCCCAUCGUUCCCCCUCUUCAGCUGGAAGCAGCAGCACCGCUCGGCUCGCUCUCCCUCCACCUGGUCGCUCUCGCGGUGUGGAAAGAGGCUCUCACGCUCUCCCACGAAUGGGCUGCCACCAGUGCCACUAGCACCACCAAUGCCACCAUUGAUACCUAUAACGGUGGUGCUCAUAGUGGUGAUGCUUAUAACGGGGGUGCUUCUAGUGGUUCUGGUGGAAUGAUCCCGUUGCGCAGGAGCAGCAGCGUGGGGGGGCAUGGAGGCAGCAUGGGGGGACAUGGGGGCAGCAUGGGGGGACAUGGGGGCAGCAUUGGCGCCCAUGGGGGCAGCAUUGGCGCCCAUGGGGGCAGCAUGGGCGCUCAUGGGAGCGGGGAGGAGGCAGCAGCAGCAAUGGCGUGUGACUUGGUGGAAGCAGAGUUCCUGGCGGCUGUUGAAACAGCAGAGACCGUUGCUGCUGCUGUUGACAGGGACGGUGAGUGCGACAUAAGGAAAGAAGUGGGAAAGAAGGUCAUGUCAUACAGUAUAGGUAAGUGGGCAGCAGCAGCGGUGGCGUGUGACUUGGUGGAAGCAGAGUUCCUUGCAGCUGUUGAGACAGCAGAAAUUGUUGCUGCUGCUGUUGACAGGGAUGGUGAGUGCGGUACGGAUGGGUGGAUGGGAUUGAUGAGGUGUGGUAUACCGUAUAGAGCAGCGAUGGCAUGCGACUUGGUAGAAGCAGAGUUUGUUGCAGCUGUGGAGACAGCAGAGGCGGUUGCUGCUGCUGUUGACAGGGAUGACCCAUCACCCGUGCCUGAUGCUCUGGAGAUGGUCUAUCAGACUGCCCUCAUCGCUGGUCGCUCUGCUGCUGUGAGUUCCCCUUCCCACUUCCCUGACUGUCCCCAAUGUGUCUUUUUCCUGCCUCUAUGUCUCUUCUGUUUUCUCGUGGAGGAGUUGAUGGGAAACAUGGCAUCAGCAGCAGCAGCCUAUGUGUGUUCUGAGUCGACUCAAAGCUCUCUUCCCCUGUUCUUCCUCUGUAUUUUCACCUCUCCCUCUCAGGUGGAGGAGUUGAUGGGAAACAUGGCGUCAGCAGCAGCAGCCUAUGCGCGCUCAGCCACGCUCUUCGCCUUCCUCCUGCACCUCGCACCUCACCACCCCACAUUGAACUUCACUACUCUCGUUGAGGAGCUGAUGGGAAACAUGGCGUCGGCAGCAGCAGCCUAUGCUCGCUCAGCCACGCUCUUCGCCUUCCUCCUGCACCUCGCCCCUCGCCUCCCCAUCUCCCCGCCCCUCCGCCUUUCCCCUGCCGACCGCCACCGCCUCACCAAGUACCAUGAUGGGCACUGCUCGGCUGUUCUCUUCUCCUCCCUCCUGCCUUUCGCUCAGCACCGCCUCUCCUCCCCUCCCUUGCCGACCUUCUCCUCUCCCCUUUCGCUCACCUCUUCUCCUCCCCUCACCAAGUACCAUGACGGGCACUCUACUGCUGUCCUCUUUCCCCUCCUUCGUGCACCUCGCUCCACGCCCCCUCUCCGCCUCUCCCCUGCCGACCACCACCACCUGGCGAAGUUUCACAACAGGGUGCUGGCCCGCCAGGAGCACUGCAGUGCUGCGCUGCACUGCUGA
Closterium sp. NIES-65 is the source of this 3804-nucleotide messenger RNA. The record is from the annotation of a GenBank genome assembly. NCBI's taxonomy places the organism in Eukaryota, Viridiplantae, Streptophyta, Zygnematophyceae, Desmidiales, Closteriaceae.